CCACACUCUCUCGAACCUCUACUUUUCUCGUAUCUGCUUUCAGUGAUGACUCUACACUGAUUGGGAGGACCAAAGAAAAAGAAUAUCUCAUUUUUUUCUUCUCUCUACUCUAAAACCCAUUUAAUUCCGAACUGGGGCUUGACUAGGAGACAGGAAUUACAAGGGCUAUAUCCGACUCAGUGCUCUAUUUGGAUGGUCAGUGGUCUGGCCCUGGAUGGGCAAGACGAUGCACGGGGAGACGGCCUGCAGGAUCACUUCAGGGUCGAAAUUCACUGCUUCAUGUCCACUCUUCGCUUCUUGUUAUGUACUUUUGCCUACGCUAUACCUUGUUCCCGCCUAUUUCCUAUUCCCCACCCUUUUCGUGGCCUGGUUCUAUUACUUCUAUUUAUCUUCGGUACACUUUUUGCCUCUUCUACACAUUUUAGUGACAUCGCCUACCCCCGACCAUCUUUUCUGGACGUUUUUCCUUUUUAUUCCUCCAUGUUGUUUUCUUGUUGUGUUAGUUGUCAAUCUGAAGUUUUACCGAAAAGCGAACGGAAGUAUUACCGAGGCUCUAAUUGUGGCGUAGCCAGCUGCGAUGCAAGAACAGGGGAAGAGAAUACUACUAUAAUAAAUUGAACAUUAUGAUCACCAAAUGAAUAAGCAAGAACUCUGAGUUUGGUACA
Aspergillus japonicus CBS 114.51 is the source of this 665-nucleotide messenger RNA. RefSeq lists its product as uncharacterized. The coding region runs from base 193 to 618 and encodes 141 amino acids. The record is from RefSeq and is a predicted model, not a curated record. NCBI's taxonomy places the organism in Eukaryota, Fungi, Ascomycota, Eurotiomycetes, Eurotiales, Aspergillaceae. The transcript has a single exon.